AUGUUCUUUGAGGCGCUAAAAUAUGUGUCCGUCACUAUCGGGUCAAUCGGCGCCCUCUACUGUACACUUCUUGGACUUUUGACCACAUCAUGGUUCCAGGCACAUGUUGUUUAUCUGCACGCUAUACAGAUGACUUGGGGCAAAAAUCUCGAUGUUCCCGAGGUCUUCGGCUUUCUUCACAACCAAGUCACUCCCUUCGGUAUAGAGUCUGCCAGUGGUCAGAACUUGUACGCCUGGCACAUCUUGCCUGUAGGAUUAUAUCGAAAACAUGAGCAGAAGCUAUUAGCACAACCAUCGGGAUUCUCAUCCGACAUCACAUCCAACCUUUCCUUCCAGCUGCUACGCGACGACCCCGAAGCUGUACUUGUCAUUCACUUCCAUGGCGCUGGUGGUACCGUCGCAUCUGGAUACCGCUGUCCAAACUACCGAGCAUUAUCAGCUGGCCGACCCGACAAGAUCCAUGUUCUCACCUUCGACUACCGUGGUUUUGGACGAAGCCAAGGUACACCUAGUGAGAGUGGCCUUAUUGUGGAUGCCUUGUCCGUUGUAGAAUGGGCCAUGAGCGUGGCCAGGAUCCCGCCAUCUCGUAUCCUUAUCUACAGUCAAUCUUUGGGAACUGCUGUGAACAUGGCUGUUGCUGAGCAUUUUGCUUUGCAAGAACCACCAGUCGUCUUUGCUGGACAUAUCUUGACUGCACCAUUCGUCGAUGUAAUCACGCUUGUGUCAACAUACAGUGUAGCGGGAACCAUUCCCAUUCUUGGGCCUCUAGCGAAAGUUCCAGUGCUUUUCAACUAUCUACGGAGAUACAUCAACGACAAGUGGUCAACCAAAGACCGAAUUGCCUCGUACGUCAAAGCCAAUGAGGCCAAUGGUGCAAAGUAUCGCAUUACCAUGAUCCACGCCGAAGAUGACUAUGACAUCCCGUGGACGCAUACUCCGCAACUAUUCUGGUAUGCUGUCAACGGAACAAAGCCAAUCGGUAUCAGUUUUGACGCGUUAGAGCUACUAAAAGCAAAGUCUAGAAUUGACCAUGGCCCCGCGGGCAGCGUUGUUGAGUGGAAGACUGAUCAUGGGGUUAUCAGAGAAGAGAUACUGAAGUACGGUCUGCACGAUGUGAUCAUGGGCAACCCCGUAGUGACGCUGGCUGUCAUGCGAUUGUUGGGCCCAUGA
This is a messenger RNA of Aureobasidium musti, 1170 nucleotides long. Lineage: Eukaryota; Fungi; Ascomycota; Dothideomycetes; Dothideales; Saccotheciaceae. The record is from the annotation of a GenBank genome assembly.